Messenger RNA from Myodes glareolus (Bank vole), 2153 nucleotides. It is a transcript of the gene Ccr7, whose product is annotated as C-C motif chemokine receptor 7. Gene Ontology annotation, biological process: inflammatory response; calcium-mediated signaling; immune response. Gene Ontology annotation, molecular function: chemokine (C-C motif) ligand 21 binding; C-C motif chemokine 19 receptor activity; chemokine (C-C motif) ligand 19 binding. The record is from RefSeq and is a predicted model, not a curated record. Gene Ontology annotation, cellular component: membrane; external side of plasma membrane. NCBI's taxonomy places the organism in Eukaryota, Metazoa, Chordata, Mammalia, Rodentia, Cricetidae.
AGGGGCUCAAUACCACUUCCUCCCAGACAGGGGUAGCUGGAGAUAGAGACACAAGUACAGCCUUCCUGUGUGACUUCAGCUGCCCAGAAAGCAUCAUGGACCUGGGCAAACCCAUGAAAAACGUGCUGGUGGUGGCUCUCCUUGUCAUAUUCCAGGUGUGCUUCUGCCAAGAUGAAGUCACAGAUGACUACAUUGGUGAGAACACCACAGUGGACUAUACCCUGUACGAGUCGGUGUGUUUCAAGAAAGACGUGCGGAACUUUAAGGCCUGGUUCCUCCCUAUCAUGUAUUCAGUCAUUUGCUUCGUGGGCCUGAUGGGCAACGGGCUGGUGGUGUUGACCUACAUCUAUUUCAAGAGGCUCAAGACCAUGACGGACACCUACCUGCUCAACCUGGCCGUGGCCGACAUCCUCUUCCUCCUGAUCCUCCCCUUCUGGGCCUAUAGUGCAGCCAAGUCCUGGAUCUUUGGGGUCUACCUGUGCAAAUGCAUCUUUGGUAUCUAUAAAGUGAGCUUCUUCAGCGGCAUGCUCCUGCUCCUGUGCAUCAGCAUUGACCGCUACGUGGCCAUCGUCCAGGCCGUGUCAGCCCACCGCCACCGCGCCCGCGUGCUCCUCAUCAGCAAACUGUCCUGCGUUUGUAUCUGGGUGCUGGCCCUAUUGCUUUCCACCCCGGAGCUGCUCUACAGCGGCCUCCAGAAGAGCUACAGCGAGGACACGUGGAGAUGCUCGCUCAUCACUGACCACGUGGAGGCCUUGAUCACCAUCCAAGUGGCCCAGAUGGUCAUUGGCUUUUUAGUGCCUCUGCUGGCCAUGAGCUUCUGCUACCUCGUCAUCAUCCGCACCCUGCUCCAGGCACGGAACUUUGAGCGGAACAAGGCCAUCAAGGUGAUCAUCGCUGUCGUGGUGGUGUUCAUUGUCUUCCAGGCGCCCUACAACGGUGUGGUCCUGGCCCAGACAGUGGCCAAUUUCAACAUCACCAACAGCAGCUGUGAGCUCAGCAAGCAACUCAACAUCGCCUAUGACGUCACCUACAGCCUGGCCUGUGUCCGCUGCUGCGUCAACCCUUUCUUGUACGCCUUCAUCGGGGUCAAGUUCCGCAGUGACCUCUUCAAGCUCUUCAAGGACCUGGGCUGCCUCAGCCAGGAGCAGCUCCGGCAGUGGUCUUCCUGCCGGCACGUGCGACACACUUCCAUGAGCAUGGAGGCCGAGACCACCACCACCUUCUCCCCAUAGGGGCUCCCCUGCUCGGACUACGAGGAACUCUCCCAGGGGCCCUACAAUGGGGAUUGGGAGCAUAUGCAAGGACUCAGGACCCACCAAAGAGCUGCUGAGGGAAGAGCAGGUCUGGCCAGUCAGGUUGACCUCAGGGCCUAAGAAACCGCUACCCAUGCUACCUCAACCAAGGCUGGAAGAGACUCCGCUGAGAAAUUAUUACCCAAACCAGGACAGCUGUCCCUAAACUGACAGACGAAAGUAAGAUUUGAGAGGCCAUCGAACCUUCUGGAGAGAAGGGUGUGGGGCUGGUGGACACCCUGGUGGUGGGAAUGGACCAGUGAGACCUCUGCAGGAACCCUCUUCUAAGCCUAGCAAGAAGUCCCGUGGAUUCAAGGACAAAGGUCACUUAUUCCAGAAACCCAGGUUUUGUCCCCCCAAAGCCAAGCUGGAGGAAUCACUUCCUGGCUGGUGGAGGGAAGGGGAGCCAUGGACUGGUCUGAUUAACUCUGACUGAGCUCCCUUCUUCCAGCCUCCUUCUCCAUGGUCACCAAGCCAGCAAGAGACAGUGGUCUCCAUGCUCCCUCAGAACACUGCUGCCCCUCCCUUCUGCCCCUCCUCAGUUCUCCCCAGGGAGGGGGUGGUGUUUCCUGCCGGCCAGGCUGCAUCAUCAGCCUGAACGCAGUCCCAGCUGGGGCUCUGGAUGGCCACACGGACAAGUGGUCAGGGCCUCUCCUCUAGGGUGGGAGGAAAAAGCUGGGAGAAGGGUCAGGGGCAAGAAGGAAGGUGGCCCUGCUGGCUGACAAAGGCCGGCAAGCUGCUUCUUUAUUCUCUGUCAGCAACAGAAACCUUCUCCUCAUGUUCUGCUUUCGAUUUAUAAGAGCACACAUUUUACUCAGACACAAAUAAAAAUUUUCCCUUGAGGAAACAGCAAUUUUAAAA